GCUGCGGCCGCCGCCGGCUUAUAAAGCGGGCGGGCCGGGCCUGGCGGGUGGUGCAGCCGGGACGGUAAGUGCGGGUCGGCGUCCCGUCGGGGCUUCUCUCUCUCUUUUCUUCUUUUUCUUCUUUUUCUUCUUCUUUUUUUUCCCCUUCUUCCCUUCAUUGUCACUUCUUACACGCAGCAUAUAGGAAUGGAAAAGGGUUGUGCUGUUUUCUUUUGUAAACUAAUGACAUUUCGAACGGAUGCUGCCUUUGUAAUGUCGUGUGAGGCACGCAUGCAUCUGCCCACCCGAGAAAUGCCGCAUGCAGCAUUAGUGCCUCGGAACUAAUACCGAGAUGGGACACCACGCCACGGGCUCUGGGUCCCUCUGCCCACCCUGCGUCCGUGUGUGCCGGCACAUUGCUCAGGGGAAUGUUUCAUUGUCUUAAAACCCUAACCUCUUGCUUGCCAUAUCUGAACCCAGGUGACACAGGAACUAAUUUGCUUUAGUUUUCGGCAGCGGCAUUUUGGAUCGUGAGCUGCUGGGGACCAUGGGAGCUGGGGUACCAAAGCGCGGCGGCUGGGAUGUGAGCACAAACACAUGCACAUCCCCACAGGUACCCUGGUUUUCUGGGCAUCAGAUUGUCCCGGGCCGUUGCUCUAUGCACUCAAUAGAAAGCCAGCAGCGCAGAACCAAAGUUGGAGUGGACAAAACUUCUGAUUUCCACAGGUGAAUUGUUGCUUAUUUUCCUCAGGCCCAGGAUUUCAUCCCCUGCAGAUGUGAAGCUCCUGCAACAUACGCUCCAGUUUCCGAGGGACGCAUGAGGAGAUGAGGUGUUCAGGUGUCUUUGCUGCUGGCCCAGGACAGCACAGAGCUCUCCAAGGCGGGGAAGCCGGGAGCUGCCCAGGAAGUUGGGAAGCUUUGCUUGGAUAAGAGCGACUGCCUCAGGCCCCUCCCCACCGGGGAAGCCCUCCAUGGACUGUAGGCAUUUACCUGAAGCCCGCAAGGAGACCCUGAGCCUGGAGCCUGAGUCCCCGCCACCUCCAGCCGCCGGCAGCAGCCCCUGCCUACCAUCGGCAGUCGGGCAGCGGGCCGGGACGGGCCCAGGGCGACCCGCGGCCGCCAAUGCCGCACGGGAGCGCAGCCGGGUGCAGACCCUGCGCCAUGCCUUCCUGGAGCUGCAGAAGACGUUGCCUUCCGUGCCUCCCGACACCAAGCUCUCCAAGCUGGACGUGCUCCUCCUGGCCACCACCUACAUCGCGCACCUCACGCGCAGCCUCCAGGACGAGGAGGAGGCUCCAGGAGAGGCCCUGGGAGUCCUCCGAGGAGAUGGGUACCUCCACCCUGUCAAGAAAUGGCCGAUGCGAUCCAGGUUAUACAUUGGAGCUACAGGACAGUUUUUGAAUCACUCAGCACAAGGAGAAAGCGCAAACCAAGGAGAAACAUCAACGAAUUCACAACACUAGUCUCCCUUCUCAUUAAAAAAAGUUAUU
Messenger RNA from Numida meleagris (helmeted guineafowl), 1469 nucleotides. RefSeq names its product transcription factor 24 (gene TCF24). The transcript has 4 exons. NCBI's taxonomy places the organism in Eukaryota, Metazoa, Chordata, Aves, Galliformes, Numididae. The record is from RefSeq and is a predicted model, not a curated record. Bases 951 to 1442 code for a protein of 163 amino acids. Gene Ontology annotation, biological process: developmental process; regulation of transcription by RNA polymerase II. Gene Ontology annotation, molecular function: RNA polymerase II transcription regulatory region sequence-specific DNA binding; DNA-binding transcription factor activity, RNA polymerase II-specific; protein dimerization activity.